This is a messenger RNA of Thunnus maccoyii (southern bluefin tuna), 1773 nucleotides long. RefSeq names its product junctional adhesion molecule-like. The record is from RefSeq and is a predicted model, not a curated record. NCBI's taxonomy places the organism in Eukaryota, Metazoa, Chordata, Actinopteri, Scombriformes, Scombridae. The transcript is spliced from 6 exons. Gene Ontology annotation, cellular component: external side of plasma membrane. Bases 315 to 821 code for a protein of 168 amino acids. Gene Ontology annotation, biological process: immune response; cell surface receptor signaling pathway; T cell costimulation.
UCACGGCAGCCUGCAGGGGACCUGAUCCUGUUGGCAACACUGAGAUUACACAAGUGUGAUGUGGAAACUUGAAGCCUCCAGACCACAAACACUGAGAAAGGACUUAACGGAGAAGAGGAAACAUCUGGUGUCCAUAAGAAAUAUUAAACAAGGCUGGUGUUGAGCUCAAAGGAAAAUCUGCAACAGUCACUGAAAUUUCUGCUGAGAAAGGAAAUGAAAGUACGAAGUAAGCAACUAAGUAAGAAGAAGAUCAAAAGAAAAGGUCGUGUGCGGAUCAUCGUGGUUGACAGUGUGGAUGCAGUUUGGGAGUUCGUAUGUCGAUCAUCUUGGUUUGCAGUUUGAAUACAGUCAUCUGUCAGAUUGAAGUCAAGGUUUAUAUCGGAGACGUUGCCCUGCUGCCCUGCAUCUACAACAAUGCUGUGCCUGAGAAGGUCACCAUCUCCUGGAGGGACAAAGACAACAACAACGUCCUGGACAUCAAACAAAACAUCCCGGACUGGAAAUCACAGAGUGAGAAGUUUAAGGGUCGAGUGAGUUUCUCUGAUCAGUACAAUAUGGGAAACUUCUCCAUCAGCCUGAAGGAGGUCCAGCAGGGAGACGCCGGCGUGUACGAAUGUAACAUCCGAGUCCUUGAAGGAUCCCAGCAGAAGGUCAAACUCAUCGUCACAGGUGAACGUCUUAAAAAAACAACGACUGCUCCAGCACAAACAGGUGGCGCCGCUGCAGUAACACCAGCCUCCCUCCGGCUGCUGCUGCUCUCUGCUGGUCUGUCUGUGUUACUGUGCAGUUUGACUGUAAACUGCAACAGUAUCCUGCUUUAAUCACUGCUUCACCUGCAAGUUCAGCCUAAACAAUGACAGCUAAGAAACCUGUCACUACAUUCCUACAAAAUAAUGAAGAGUUCUGUUCUAAAACUGUUAAAGGACCAAAAAAAAGCAACUUUAUUUCAGUAAUAAAUCAGUUUUUAAGUCCCAGAAAUCCUUUAAAAAGCACCAACAUUUGGCUUAACAUGUCACUCAAAGUGUGAAUGCGGAGCCACUUUAAAUUAGUUUUGCGACACAUCAUAAAAGCUCAGACAUCGCUAAUAUAUUAAUAUAAGAAGUGUUGGUAAGUUAGUUAUCAAGAUACAGAUAUUUUGGUUGUAUUUAUUAUUCAGUAAGACCCAGAAUAAGGCCUGUAAACCUGCUCAACACACAGGUAGGGGGCGCUACAGCAUGACACAGUAAGAGGAAGCUGAGUUUGACGUCUUCUUCCUACACGCAAUGUUUUUUUUCCGAGAAUGGUGAAGUCAUGACCCACCCAACUCUGCCUCUGAUUGGCUGACCCUGAUAUUCUUACCCCGACCAGUCUCACUCCUCAUGCCUCAACCUGACCAACCUGACCAACCUGACCAACCCGACCAACCCGACCAACGGAGGCAAAGACCACUAGCCAAUCAGAGGCAGAGUAGGGCGGGGUGGGACUUCACCAUCCUUGGGAAAAAGAUUUGGUGUUCUUCACAGAGAUGUCGCACAUCGUGUCUUCUGUUUUGUUUUGUUUUGACUUUCUUCUGUGCUGCGUUUUCAGACGACUCACAACUGGAAACGUUUCCGACUUCCUUGCAAAGGUUUAACGGAACAGAGACGCCGACACUGCAAGAGAAGAUUCCAGUGGCGUUAAACUCUCAAAAUGAAGAAUCAGUCGGCCAUUGAGUGUAGUACUCUGAUUAAAAUAUAUUAUAUAUAUAUAUAUUAUAAUAACAUAUAUAGACAGACAGGUGACAAAGGAAAAACU